Molecule: messenger RNA, 786 nt
Organism: Cercopithifilaria johnstoni
Lineage: Eukaryota; Metazoa; Nematoda; Chromadorea; Rhabditida; Onchocercidae
Source: the annotation of a GenBank genome assembly
AUGCGCAAAAUAUCAUUAAGUGAUGAUGAUAAUGAUAAUGGUUAUAUGGAACGUAUAUUACCUGGUAUAUCAGCAUCAACAUCAACAACACCUCCAUUGGAACUUCCACAUGGUCGAAGUAAUAGUACAAGUAGUAUGCCAAGUGUUCCUCUAACACCUUUUUUUUCAACCGGUCGACAUCGUCUUUUACCGCAAACACCAGAAAAUUAUAUACGUCGCUCAUCAUCACCAAGAUUCCUACCAACACCACCAUCAUUAUCACCACGAAAUGUUACCACUUCAUCGGAUUGUUCGCUUUAUAAAUCGAAUUUGGAACAGCUAUCAGUAAAAUCUGGUAGACGUCUUCCACAAACACCAAUUCAUAAAGAUUCUACUCGAUUAAUUACUGCUAAAAAGAAUGCAUCAAUAAAGCAAUCAUAUUCAACUACUGUUAACGGUGAUGACGGUGAUAACACUGAUGCUAAUGAUAAAAUUGGUAAUAUUGGUGAUAAUGAUUGGCCAUCACCAACAAUUGUACAACGGAAAUUUUCUGAAUUUCAAAAAGCUUCCAAUAGUGAUAGCAGUGCAAUAUCGACGUUAUUUGAACAUUUUUCAUGUGGUACUCCAUCAAGAUCAUUGCAACGAUUAUCAUUUCUAAAUCAACAACAAAAUCGUCUUCAACAACAACAACAAGGCAGAAAAUUUAAUCAACCACAAUAUUCUCCAUAUCAUUCAAGUGGUACUUCAAUUAGUACAAAUGCUUUGUCACAAAGUUCAUUAUUAUCACCGUCCACUGAACAGGUUUAA